AUGGCUUCGGCAGGGUACGAUGAAAAAACACAAGAACUAAGCUUACAAUUUAAGUCUCUCGGAGAACAAAACGAUGCUCAAAAAUCGAGCGGGCAUGAACAAAUGGUCUGCUUUUACUUUCUAACAAAACUUUUAAAAUAUCUACUAAAAGAUACGGAAAACGACAUACUUUUUAGACCAUAUGGAAGCGUUGCGGAAGAUGUAAAGUGCAUUGAGCCAGAUGAUGUGGGAGAUGUGGAUAUUGUGAUAUAUCCUGAUUCAAAUAAUUUGAUGAUCCAUAAGGAAUUGAUCGAAUAUUUACCCGAGAAUCCAAUGCACGUCAGAAUCAAAGGAGUAGAUCACCCCGUUCUAAAGUCCUGCCUUGUAGAAGACAAAGAGUACGUGGCCACCUCAGUGUUAAAAACGUUCCAUCCGGCAAUUUAUGGGCGCUCAGUGUCUAACGUAUUGAAUAAAAUCAUCUUUGCUAUUGCUGGGCCACUGAUGAUGAUGAUGACACCAGAACCGUCAUCUCUUCUAGAAAGCACCUACCAAUUAAAAAACAAGGAAGCCAGUCCUGCUUUAACUUUCAGUUUUUCCCGUCCGUUAAACAGACAACCGAAUAACACGUUUCAUGUUUACAGAGAAGGACUAAAAAGGAUGGCACACGGCUAUUGUAAACUUACAGGAACGGAAGAGCUUGCCAAGGUUAUUAACGAUUUUACUCAGCUUACUAAUGAAUUAUAUAUGUAUUUUGAUAGCAAACGUCCAAUCACUAUUUCAGAAAUACUGCCGGGUUUUCUUGAGUUAUAUCAGAGGUACAGAGCAAAAAUUCAUCAAGCUCGGUUUCGAAGCGUUUCUAAGAGUCAACCACAUCAUUAUAAAACCCAGAGAAAUAAGGAUGUAAAAGACGAGCAACAAAGUAGAGAAAAAAACGCAAACUUGUUUCAGAGGAUAUUUUUAUCUUGCGAUGGCAAGAAAGCUCAAUUAAAUACUGGAGAGUUUAAUACCGACAUGAGGAAUCGCUCGACUGGAAACCCUGACGCGUUGGACGACAGAAGCGAGACGAAAAGCAAUGGAGACCUCGUUGAAAGCCAUAUUUUGUCUCAGAAAGAACAGUUAUUCACAAUGCAGACGGGAGAAAGUCCGUCUUAUGACUCACAGCGGAAAAAGGCACCUGGAAAGCCAAUACUGAACCUCUUUUUCGCUCCCGUGAUUGCGGGAUCCAUAACUGAAGCAAGAGAGGAUUCCUUUAAGGAAGCCGCUAACGUUACAGACUUCGAAAAGUCUUCGGAUCAUGCGAAAGGUGGAGUCGACAUUGUUCCAGCAUUUAAAGCUCCAGGAUGGCCCAUUGUUGCGCAAGAAUGGAUCAGAAGAGAACGCAAGUGGCCUUCUCAAAAGGUAAUCGACCAAAUUCUCCAGCAGGGUUUUCAUCUGGUUGUAAAAGCUCCAAAGAAUGGUGGCAAUCUAGAAUGCGAUUUCAGAAUAUCUUUUGCAAAUGCAGAAUUCCUGUUAAGCAGAGAGUUAAACGAAGUCCAGCGUGAGUGUUACCGCUGCCUAAAAAAAUUUCAUCGAGCCUAUCUUUCCACAAAACCCAAGAGUUUGGUGUCGUUUCACCUGAAGAACCUCUUUCUGCAAACAGUUGAAGAGACUGGUACUGAAAUUUGGACGCAAAGCAACAGAGUAGAGUGCAUGAUGAAGUUGUUUCGAAACCUUCUGAAAGCUCUAAGAAAGAGAGAUUUGCGACACUUCUUUGUGAGAUCUUACAACCUGUUCAGUGUAGACUACAUCGAAGACCUCAAUAUUCUGGAGCCCUUGGUUGAAAUAUGUGAGAAGAUCAAUGAAAAUCCGAUGCAGUUUGUGAGAAAAUUGACUCAGAGACAAAAUUCCGAACAGACGAAAAAAGAACAAAACUGCAUGCCAGCUUUCACUACACAAGGUCAAAGUGAUGUCCAUCAAGAAGUUUCCUGCAAAGGCACCAAGAAAGAAUUUAAAGAAGCAAUAAAUCAAGAGAGUAGUUUGAUUACUAGUUUCCGUUAUCACGACCUAAAAGACAUUUUUCUGUCUACUAGCAAGGAGAUGACUAAUUUGGCUUUUAAAGACCCUCAUUGCAAUCUCCAAAGUCUUCAUUCUCUGGAGAAGUCCAUAAUAGAAGAUCUGCGAGAAAUUGAAAAGUACCAUAUCAUUCAAGUUUCUGACUUCCCUAAAGUGUUUGACAUCUGCUGGGACACAGCUUACUUCAAAAUUCGGAUGAGCGAAGAACCGAACAUUAGGAGUUGUAUCCUUGAUGGGAUUAAGAGCGUCCUCGAAUGGUGCAAGUAUGUACUAAAGCGAGAGGACUUUGCAACUGGAAAUAAAGAAGCUAUCAUUCAACGAAUACUUGAUCCUUCUUCCGAGGAUUUUUUCGACUCUUUCAUCCUCACCUUCCCUGCUAGUUCACGGUUACGAUUCAUCCCUCUCAUUCGAAGAAUUUUUCGUGGUGGGAAGGUUACGCUCCGACUUAGGCCGGCUCGGGCUUCAAAGGUUAUACAGGAGGACAUUCCAUUAGACUGACGUCAUCACCUUGUUAUGUAAAUUAAGCAGACGUACUCAACAAAUGAAGCUAAAAGAAAAGUAAGAUAAAGUGACUAAAGUGGAUGUCAACGAGUUGCUUAUAUACUACGAUUUACUAAGAUUCCUCAAACAAACCUGACAGUAGCAGUUAUUUAUUGUGAAUGUUUAAGGAGGCCAUUGUCAUUAUAGCUUCUUCAGGUACUAAGUGGGUCAAAAAUCCUUAAAACUAUUCACUACAGAAGAAAAAAUAUUUUCAAAAUGAGCUUUUUCGUAGAAAAUAUACUCAAGAAAAGGCCAUGUACUCUAGUCCCUUAAGUUUUGGGCGGUUCAAGUUGGAGGGGAGGCGGGGCGGUCUGUACACAGGUUACCCGCUGGUCAAAGGCCUGACGAUGCUGGGUAGAAAUAGUUGACGCAACUGUAUUAAUGAUGCAAAAGGAUGCUUCUACAAAAGUCUCAGAAGUUUUAAGUGAAGAUAUUAGUUCAGAACUUAUAUCAUCUUACUUGUUUUUUCCCUUAAUAGAGACAUUUCUGAGUUAGUGACCAAAUGAUGAGCUUGAAUAGCCAGCAGUGCGCAGGUGCGCCAAAUAGAUCUCGAAUGAUUUACUGUUUUGAUCGUCACAGGAACUGUAAUAUGAAGAGUGACUAAGUGCAUACAAUAAAUCAUUGAAAACAGGAUUGAAUGAAUAAGAAGUAAGGAGACUGUAUUGCUCUAAAGUCCACUCUAUGCGGCGACUGUGAGGAGAGAGUCUCUUUCAGGUUGUCUAAUUUUUUUAUUAGAGUUAGUAUUGCCAUUUAUGUUGUGGAUAAAACCACGUACAGAAAUUUUCAAGUUGCUGGAACAAACAUUAGAAUUAGUCGUGUAACGAGAGAAUACUAUUCCUUUUGCCCGCAUUGAAACUAAAAACAUAGAACAUUAUAGAACCCUCCAAGACGGAACCUAAAGGGCUUUACUGAAACAUAUUCCUCACAGGCUUUUGAAGGUUUUAAAUUGCUCUUCCAUCGUUUCUGGCUUCGAAAACCCGGGGGGUUAUUUGAGUAAGUGUUUGCUGGUUAUGUGCCGCUAGUCUCUCACAAGCUCUACCCCAUUAUAGCCAAUUCUGUGGCCAAUUAUACACCCCGUAUCUGUCACUGUUGGGUAAACAUAAUUUUCGCGAUCCCAAAUUAGUCACUUUCUGUUUGUGCAUCUACCUUAUAAAGCCUUUUAUCAAGGUCAUCCUGAAAUAAAUUGUCGCAUUUGUUAGUAAUGUGGUAAAAAUCCUCACGGUUUGAAAGCCCUAAUUACCGGAAUAUUCUUGCCUCCAAAAUCCCGAAAAUGAGCGAUCCCAUUCUAGUAACGAUAUGGAAAAUGCAAUCCAAUAGUCAAUCCAGUCGUAAAAAUGCGACUCCAUUCAGCGGCACAUCCCCAUUAGCCUAUUACUAGGUGCCCCCCCCGGCUUCGAAAACAGAUUGCGAUCUCUGAUAUGCGUUACAUUCUUCGAAAAUGCAUGACGUUUUCUUUUUUCUGUCAACAUCACGCUUGAUUGGCCGAGCGAUUAUUAACAAACCCGGAAAUAUGCUAAGAAAUUAAACCGGAAGUUCCAGUUCUUAGAAAUUUCCCUCUUUUAGUAAUAAUAAUAAUAAUAAUAAUAAUAAUACACUUUAUUUAAAGAGGGUAGCACGGAAUAGUUACAGAAACUAGUAAACUUGUGGCCCUCUAUCUAAAUUAAAAUCACAAAAAACAUGAGAUUCCGAAUAUACAAAGUCUAAGUACAAAAUAAAUAAAACUAAGGAAAUAUAGAAGUUCUACAUCAACAUGAAUGAGCAUAAGAGCUAAUGAUAUGGCUAGUGAAAUAUAUACCAGAAUAUGAUUAAACUAUGAAAUAGUGUAAUUCCUGCUGCUCUUGAAAUAAGAUAUUUCGAUAAUUAUUCUUAAAGGAUUCUAGUGAUACUGUAUUUCUAAGUUCUAGACUUAAGCUGUUCCAGUGUUGGCAAGUAGAAACUGCGAACGUCCUACUGCCCUCGGUCACCCGGUUGAAUUUUGGGCAAAUAAAAUUUAUAUCACUAUAUCUAGUACACGACUAUGUUGCUGACUGUUGAGUCUACAGCUGAGCGCCUAAAUUUUUGACAGGUCGAAAAUUUCGUCUGGUGCCUUAUAGAAGUGAGCCUCUAAGGUGCGCGCGCAUGGUGGGUUAGACCAUAAUAUAAAUACCUUCGCUACCUAAUUUUCCCAGAGACUUGUAAAUCAGGUAUUGAUCCUGUGUUUUUGCAUCUUUUUGGGUGCCUUUCGCUGCCAUUGUGAAAAGCAUACAUGCUAAACAGAGUGAAACUCUUAAGAAUCUACAACCACUAGUGGCGUCUAGUGUCAAGCUUUUUAAUAGUCUACAGUGGUUUCCUUUUUAUGAAGAAGUGAAAAUAGCUAAAUGUCGUGUGGCAUACAAACGCAUCAAGGGUGAAGUUCCCUUAUAUAUUGAAGACUCCUUAACCGUUCACACCAAGAGAGUAUAAUUAGCUCACGCGAACACGUUGACCGUAGAAACAAUAACACGCCUAGCCGUUCAGAAAUUUUCACGCCAAACUCAAAGUCAAAUUUAGAAUCGCUAGGGUCGGAAAUUGGACAGGCGUGCUGUUAACACCAUAACCUUCGAACUUAUUGAACGGCAAAGGCGUGGUUGCAUGACUACGUGGCAACUCAGCUGGGAGACGCCAGUUUGUAUUUGCUAAAGCAACGAUCUACGCAUGGCUUUAAGCCCCAAUAUCCACAUACAAAUUCUCCAAACUGAUCUCCAUACAUUUCCUUACAGAAUUAGUUUGGAGAAUUUGUCCAAGGAUCAAAGCAUUUUCCCUAAGGUGAUCAUUUUAUAUAUUCUCAUAAACUUUUCUUUUAAUUAUGUUUGGAUAUUUUUGGGAGAAAAUUAAUGUUGGUCACGUACUCUUAAGACUUUUAAAAGGGUUAAACGCCUGCCACUCCUGAAGACUGUAACCCACCACGAGUCUUCAGCUCCGAUCUGUAGCCGGCUUGGAAAUAAAAUCUUGUCACCACCAAAAAAAUAUCGUGUGUUUGAGAGAAAGAUAUCGAUAAAGAGGUAACAUGACUCCAGGGGUUAUUCAUCGGAAUAUUCUUUCAAAAAGGGAAUAUUUUAGGUUCAUUGCAUAAAUAACAUUUCUAACCUAUCCUAUAUUUUCUAUCAAUGACGAAACGAUUAAACAAUUUUCAUUUUUUAAAAUGGAAACAUCAUUAACAACCCGAUAAGCCAAUAGCCUGCGAAAACAUCCUCGCUCUUCGCCACUGGGGACGUUUCCCAGGGGCGUAGAGGGAGGAGAAACGGAUGUUUUCGCAGGCUAACAAGCCAAAGGAUAGUUUUGCUUAAAAAAAAUUGUCUUAGAAACUGAAACUUCGAAUCCCUUGAAAUUGUCUAUUUUAGAGGCCCAGAAAACUCAGCACACUCGUCCACGCGAUAGUUUGAACGAUAUAAUGGCUUCGGCAGGAUACGAUGAAAAAACACAGGAACUAAGCUUACAAUUUGAAUCUCUCGGAGAACAAAACGAUGCUCAAAAAAGGAGGGUGAAUGACCAAAUGGUCGUGUUUUACUUUCUAAAGCAAUUUUACAAAGGUCUAGUAAAAGAUACGGAAAACGGCAUACUUUUUCGACCAUAUGGAAGCGUUGCUGAAGGUUUAAAGUGCAUUGAGCCAGAUGAUGUGGGAGAUGUGGAUAUUGUGAUAUAUCCUGAUUCAAGUAAUUUGAUGAUCCAUGAGGAAUUGAUCGAAUAUUUACCGGAGAAUCCAAUGCACGUCAGAAUCAAAGGAGCAGAUCACCCCGUUCUAAAGUCCUGCCUUGUAGAAGACACAGAGUACGUGGCCACCUCAGUGUUAAAAACGUUCCAUCCGGCAAUUUAUGGGUGUUCAAUGACUAGCGUAGUGGAUAUGAUCAUCUUUGCUACCGCUGGGCCACUGAUGAUGAUGGCGACACCAGAAUUCGAACCGUCAUCUCUUCUACAAAGCACCUACCAAUUAAAAAACAAGGAAGCCAGUCCUGCUUUAACUUUCAGUUUUUCCCGGCCGUUAAACAGACAACCGAAUAACUUGUUUCGUGUUUACAAAGAAGGAUUAAAAAGUAUGGCACACAGCUUUUGUAAACUUACAGGAACGGAAGAGCAUGCCAAGGUUAUUAACGAUAUUAGUCAGCUUACUAAUGAAUUAUACAUGUAUCUUGAUAGCAAACGUCUAAUCACUUCUUCGGAAAUACUGCCGGGUUUCCUUGAGCUAUAUCAGAGCUACAGGGCAAAAACCCUUCAAGCACGGUUUCAAAGUAUUUCUAAGAGUCAACCGUAUGAUUAUAAAACCCAGACAAAGAAGGAAGUAAAAGGCGAGCAACAAAGUAGAGAAAAAAACGCAAACUUGUUUCAGAGGACAUUUUUAUCCUGUGAUGGCAAGAAAGCUCAUACAAAUACUGGAGAGUUUAAUUCCGACCUGAGGAAUCGCUCGACGGGAAACCCUGACGUGUUGGACGACAGAAGCGAGACAAAAAACAGUGGAGACCUCGUUGAAAGCCAUAUUUUGUCUCAGAAAGAACAGCUAUUUGUAAUGCAGAAGGAAGAAAGUCCCUCCCAUGACUCACAGCGGAAGAAGGCACGUGGAAAGCGAAUACUGAACCCUUUUUUCGAUCCCGUGAUUGCGGAAUCCAUAACUGAAGCAAGAGAGGAUGCCAUUAAGGAAGCCGAGAACGUCACAGACUUUGAAAAGUCUUUGGAUCAUGCGGAAGGUGGUGUCGACAUUGUUCCAGCAUUUAAAGCUCCAGGAUGGCCCAUGGUUGCGCAAGAAUGGAUAGGAAGAAAACGCAAGUGGCCUUCUCAAAAGGUAAUCGACCAAAUUCUCCAGGAGGGUUUUCAUCUGGUUGUAAAAGCGCCAAAGAAUGGUGGCAAUCUAGAACGCGAUUUCAGAAUAUCUUUUGCAAAUGCAGAGUUCCUGUUAAGCAGAGAGUUAAAUGAAGUCCAGCGCGAGUGUUACCGCUGCCUAAAAAAAUUUCAUCGAGCUUAUCUUUCCACAAAACCCAAGAGUUUGGUGUCGUUUCACCUGAAGAACCUCUUUCUGCAAACAGUUGAAGAGACUGGUGCUGAAAUUUGGACGCAAAACAACAGAGUAGAGUGCAUGAUGAAGUUGUUUCGAAACCUUUUGGAAGCUCUAAGAAACUCUCUAAACGCUGUGAAGAAACACUCUAGAAUGUUGGACAAGUCACAUCUGAUGUAGCUUCUGGAGUUAUAAGACCUCGGGAACCAACUUUAUACACUCUUCUAGUUACUUUUAGGCAUGCAGUUUGUGACAAAAUUGACCCAGAGACAAAAUUCCGAACAGACGAAAAAAGAACAAAACUGCAUUCCAGCUCUCACUACCAAAGGUCAAAGUGAUGUCCAUGAAGAAGUU
Messenger RNA from Porites evermanni, 7927 nucleotides. Lineage: Eukaryota; Metazoa; Cnidaria; Anthozoa; Scleractinia; Poritidae. The record is from the annotation of a GenBank genome assembly.